AAGUUGGCUAGCGUAGAGCGGCUAACUGUAAGCUAAUAUUCGAAAACUAAGUAGAAAUUGCUGUUUGGUUUAAUUGCUUUCAUAUGGUUGUGUUUACUGUUAGACAAUGUUUUAACAUGUGAUCAGUAACAAAGUUACAUGGUCUUGCUUCAAGUCACUUGCCUUAUUCGUAUAGUUUUAGUACAUAACCAUUGGCCUAUGGUGGCUAAUUUUAGCUAAUGUAAGUUAACUUACAGAGAUAUUUCUGUAUAAAUCAGCCCCUUUGCUGUUUUUAUUACUCUACCGUUGACUUCCGUUAGUCAGUCUAAACGUUUGAUCUUUCGUGAUCACAAACUCUUGUAACCCCUUUAGUUAAAAUAUUAAAAGCCGAGUUACAUAAUAAUGUGUCAUGCAGCGAAAUGUUCCGAAAUAUAAAUAUUUGAACAUUAGCUACAGGUCAUACAGUAAAACUGUAGCAGAAUGUCCAAUUGGCGUAAAUACUUUAGCGAUGGUGAAUUGAGUUUUCCAUUUCCAAAAGAUAAAAUGAGCAAUUUCUUCUUUCAAGCAGUGUCGCUCUCCCAGCUGAGAAAGGUUGAUUAAGCUUCACAGUUGUGGGUUACCAAGAAUUUCAAUGAAGACUAUUUUCUGACAACGAUAAAAUACACCUAUCAGAAAACAAUACUGGAGCGUUGAUAAGAUUGAGAUUAAAGCAGUAAAGUCUGUGUGUGUGUGUGAUUAAUGGAGACAGACCGUCGCCGCUGUCCCUGCCUGUGCACCGUGCACACACACACACAGCAGAUCGGCAGAUAGGGACGCAUAUCCUACUGCAAGGAGCCCAGGUGACAUUUUUAAAGCCUGAAUCAAUCAAUGUGGAGGAGUCUUGGAAGUUUAUAAUGUCUGAGUAUCCGUGAGAUCACUAUUAAACGUAGAGGCCUGAAUUGAUAGCAGCUAACUUGUUGCAUAAUCCGUGUUACAAUCCUGCAUUGCUGAGUGCACGUAGCUCCUGAACCUUAGCAUUAAUGUUGCGUAAACUCUUUUAUUCUUUUUGCGUAACAAUUUGUAGAGAUCAUUACAUCUCAAAUCCACCGCAUAUUUUUUUGUUUCAGUAAAGCAGGACACCCCUCUCCUGCUCUAAAUGGUACAGUCCAAUAAGAUAAAUCAACCACAGGUGCUCCACUAGUUGUAGGACAGUAGGUGUCCCGCCCCUGUAAACCGCUUUGUCUGUGACGACGACACGUCUGCCAUAUCUGAUUGAAUAUGGGGGAGAGGUUGCAAAGUCCCAAAAUGUACAUUUGCUCUUUUUCUGAUUGUAAAGCUGCAUUUAGUAAGUCCUGGAAGUUGGAAGCACAUCUUUGCAAACACACAGGAUUGAAGCCGUUCUCCUGCGAGAACUGCGACCAGAGCUUUUGCACUCGCUAUCAACUCACCAAACAUGAGCUCCAUCACAGUGGGGAGAAAACGCACAAGUGUCCGGCUGACGGAUGCUCCAGGGUCUUUGUCACAAAGGGCAGCAUGAAGAACCACGUGGCUCGAGCUCACCAGCAACAGGAGAAACAAUAUCCGUGUGACCAUCAGGGCUGUGGAAAAGGUUUCAACAAGCGGAACCAACUCAAAGCCCACAAGUGUGAGCACUUGCAGAUUCUUCCAUUUCCUUGUACCAUCAGCGGCUGCACAAAGGCACUUCCCACCCAUGGAAAACUAAAGCGUCAUGAGAAAGUACAUAGAGGUUACCAGUGUGAGCAGGAAGCCUGUCCUUUCCAGGGAAAUACUUGGACAGAAUAUCUGCAGCACAGGAAAGAACACAAAGUCAAGGUGCAGUGUGGCGAGUGUAAGAAGCUGUUUAACAACGCAUGGUUCCUGCACCAGCAUGGGCUGCGUGUCCACGCUGGGGAGAAGCCGCAGCAGCAGCUGCUGUGCCCAAAGGAGGGUUGUGGGAAAAGGUUCACGCGUCCCUUCAACUUGGAGAGUCACGUACUGGGAGACCAUGAGGGCAAGAAGCCCUUUAGCUGUGUGUAUGCCGGCUGCGGCAAGAGCUUCGCCAUGAAGGAGAGCCUGUGGCGACAUGGAGUGGUGCAUGACGUGACAAAGAAAAAACUCAAGAAAGUUCCUAAAAAGAAGACCUGGGUUAAGGCCGUGCAGGUCAGACAGGCCAACCAAGCAGAGGCCAACAAGCUUGCUGAGAAGCUGCACAAUGCAACUUUAAAGGGUGACUAAUCUCGAGGCCCGCAUUGUAUGAAUAACUGCUUGAAUGAGUUAACUAAUGGUGAUACAAAUCCCAUAUUUUCAGUUUAAUAUACUUUGGUUUCGGCAAAUAAAGCCUUGUUAAUGAAGCACUA
Molecule: messenger RNA, 2315 nt
Organism: Gasterosteus aculeatus aculeatus (three-spined stickleback)
Lineage: Eukaryota; Metazoa; Chordata; Actinopteri; Perciformes; Gasterosteidae
Gene: gtf3ab
Product: general transcription factor IIIA, b
Cellular component (GO): nucleus
Source: RefSeq, a predicted model, not a curated record